CUCAGCUCCGUCUUCCACGCUGAGCGAGAGCAAGCUAGCUGCUCCCUCCUACCGAGCAAGGGCGCAUUCGUCUCCAAUACAAUGGCGCGGCCACAGCAACGGUAUCGCGGCGUGCGGCAGCGCCACUGGGGCUCCUGGGUCUCCGAGAUCCGCCACCCCCUCCUGAAGACGAGGAUCUGGCUGGGCACCUUCGAGACGGCGGAGGACGCGGCGCGCGCCUACGACGAGGCGGCGCGCAUCAUGUGUGGCCCGCGCGUGCGCACCAACUUCCCGCAGGACGCCGCCGCCGCCGAUGCCGGGCACCGCCAGGCCGCGUCGUCGUUCCUCUCCCCCUCGCUCGUCGCCAAACUCCACCGCUUCAACCUCGCGUCCGUGCAGGCCGCGCAGGCGCGCGGCGGCAAGGCCGACGCCGCCUCCGCGACGUCCGCCCGCCCGGCGCCCGGCGCCGUGCUCCCGCGCAUCGCGGCGGUGCCCGCUGGCAACGCCGGCAUGGGGAUCGCGCCCUCGCCGUCGGCGGCCGCGGCUGGGGACUGGAGCGGCGGGUUCCUCGAGGAGCAGUACGUGGACCAGAUGAUCGAGGAGCUGCUGGACUCCAACUUCUCCAUGGAGAUCUCCUACUAGCAGCUCCACACGCGGCGUCGGUCGCUCCCCUUCCCCGCCUCCUCUGCUCUGCUUCAUCUCUCUGUUUGGCUUCGUCAGCUAGCGAGUAGUGAGCUAGUAGUAGUAUUAUUAGCCAUGCCAGGAUGAACUCGGGGUUACUUUAAUUUGGUCAGACGAACGAGUUCUUGAGCAGCCUCUUGUGUAUACGGUAGCAUCGUCAGAGCAUAAAAAAACUUGGAUUGAACUCUUUUUUUUCUUCUA
Molecule: messenger RNA, 861 nt
Organism: Panicum hallii
Lineage: Eukaryota; Viridiplantae; Streptophyta; Magnoliopsida; Poales; Poaceae
Product: ethylene-responsive transcription factor ERF003-like
Exons: 2
Coding region: 82-621 (179 amino acids)
Biological process (GO): regulation of DNA-templated transcription
Molecular function (GO): DNA binding; DNA-binding transcription factor activity
Source: RefSeq, a predicted model, not a curated record